Caenorhabditis sp. 36 PRJEB53466 is the source of this 4260-nucleotide messenger RNA. Lineage: Eukaryota; Metazoa; Nematoda; Chromadorea; Rhabditida; Rhabditidae. The record is from the annotation of a GenBank genome assembly.
AUGCUCAUCAAGGAGUACCGUAUCCUUCUGCCGAUGACGGUCCAGGAGUACCGGAUCGCCCAGUUGUACAUGAUUCAGGUAUGUAUCUGAACUCUGUGUGCGUGUGCUCAAAUAGUGCUUUGGUGUUGCUUUUGUCAUUGAAACCAAACACACGUGGAUGUUUGCACGGGAAGCCCUCGGCUCCGUCGCCGAGCACAAAAUCCAUGAGAAGUUGGCGGGGAGAAAAGGCGGGUUAAUUGAUGUGCGCCUUCUGAAAUGGCAACAAAUUGUUGACGACAAGUGGUGUGGCGGAAAGCUUUUAGGCCGGAGACAAGGGGCGAGCAGCCGAGUGUGAAACGUCGCAUUAGAAGCCAAAAUGAGCACUUUGUGAGACGGAAAGUGCGCUCUGUCGAGAAGGGAUUAUAAAAAAGGGCAUGUCUAGUGAUCAAAUUCCAGAAAAAGAGCCGUCUGGACUCUCACGGAAAGGAUUCUGGCGUCGAGAUCAUCAGCAACAAGCCCUACUCGGACGGUCCGGGCGGAUGCGGACAGUACACCUUCAAGAUCUAUCACAUCGGAAGCCGCAUUCCAGGUUGGGCGGAUUUGCAAUGCAAAACACACUUGUUGUCAUUAUUUAUAACGAAGAAAGGGAAGAAGGAAAAUAGGAGGGGCGAUGCUUUGAGUAGCGUGAAUAAUUCAGCGUUUACUCUGCCGUGCAUUGCAAUCUCGGCGAAAAUAAAUAAUGUUUUUUUCGCUUUUUCGCGGCGGCGAGCCAAAUAUCGAAUUACGAAUUAGGCGCUGAAGUGGAAAGGGAAAGGAGAAUGAAAGAUUUCAGCGUGGAUACGGACGGUACUCCCGACGAACGCUCUGGAAGCACACGAGGAGGCGUGGAAUGCGUAUCCGGUGACGAAGACGCGAUACUCGACGCCCAUGAUGGAUAGGUUCAGUCUGGAAGUGGAGACCCUCUAUCACGACGAUCACGGACAGCAGGAGAACGUGUUCAAUCUGAGCGAAAAGGAGCUGUCGAACCGGGUCAUUGACUACAUGGACUUUGUGAAAGACCCGAUCUCCUCGCACGACUACUGUGUGGAAGAGGAUCCGAAGCUCUACAAGUCCGAAAAGACCGGAAGGGGACCGCUGACAGACGACUGGGUGGCUGAGCAUCGGAAGAAGGGCCUGCCGAUCAUGUGCGCGUAUAAACUCUGCAAAGUCGAAUUCCGCUACUGGGGUAUGCAGACGAGGGCGGAACGCUGGAUCCAUGACCUCGCACUGAGGAACACAAUGCUCAGGGCCCAUCGGCAAGCGUGGGCGUGGCAGGAUGAGUGGGUGAGUUAGAUUGGCUGGCCCUUAACCCAUGUAAAACUUCCUACUUUGUCACGAGACGCAACCCGAGUGCACGUGCGCGCAACACCAAUGCAUAAUUGAUGUUUUCUUUUCCAGACUGGCCUCACGAUGAAAGACAUCCGGAAGUUGGAAGCGGAAGCGGCUCUCCAUCUGAGCAAGGUGAUGGCAAUUCGAGAAGAAGACGAGGAGAAUGCGGAAGAGAAUGACUCGGACGACGACGGAGACGCCGUCUCCGAUGAUCUGUACUUUGAUGCGUGCGAUCAGUCGCCGGCGCCAACUCAGAAGCCGUCCAUUAUCAGAUGGAGCAGCGAGUUGGAGCUGGAGAUUCAGGAUGAAAGUAUGUCGACACCAGAUGCUUCCAUUAUUUCCUUUUCUUCAGAUUCUCCCCCGUUGACCCCUCACAAUGGAUCCACGGACACCGCCCUUCUCAUAAUGGUUUUCCACGGAGACUUCUCUCCCGAUAACCCGGCAGACUCAAAAACAACCGACACAAAUACAUUCGGGUGAGAGAAGUCUUUUGAAUUGAAAAAAUCUUCGAACGCAAUUUUUUCCAGGUCAACAAUAGAGACGUGUGUCCAGAGACACUAUCCGCAACUUCGAAAGAGAUUGCACAUUGUGAACGUGUCGUGCGGUUGUGAAAUGACUCAAGUUGUCAGCAAACUGGCGAACGUCUCCCCGAGCUUCGGACUCCUCCAUCCUUCGCUUUCUCUGAUGCUCCCGUCGGCGAAUCAUUUGUACAAUGAGGCCGUCGAGGGAGCGAUCAGAAGAGCGAACGAGACUUACAACGAGUUCAUCGCCUCGCAGCCAUUGUUCAACGGAGAAGUGUUUCUGGUCGGCGACUGUGUCGGCGGCAUAUUCUUGUAUGAAGCGAUGACGAAGAAGUGCGACUCGCUGACGUUUUUGAAGAGGUUGUCUUCGAAUGUCUCAUCGAGAAUUAUCAAGGAGGAUGUGAGUGUCCAGAAUGACUGAAAAGGAAGUGACCCUCCAUCGUUUCGUUUCAGACCCCUCACCAAUCGAUGACCGAUAUCACCGUCACCGACAACACCUCCACCGCCUCCUACCCCCAACAGAAUCUGCACAAUGCAUCCGCCAGGGACCACAGCUCCCUCCAAAAUGGUCAUUCGUCCCGCAGGUCCACACGCAACUAUUCGGCCCCGCCGUCGGCGUCGUACGUGCGUAAGAAGAUCUCGUUGGUGUCGGUUGAUUCUGUCAGUGUGAGUGAUGAUUCUUCAGUUCCUUUAGCUCAUUUCCAUCGAUUUCCUCAGUGAUUGAUUGCCUUGAUUCUCGGAAUGCUCUCUGUACCCUCCGUAGUGUUUUCAGUUCGGAGCAUCGAGACUCAACUUCCAGCCAAGCACCAUCUUCCUGCUCGGAUGUCCGUUGGGGUUGACGCUGAUGCAGAGAAAGUUGGAAGGAUCAGGUGAGAUUGGAAUACGAUCGUUCUCUUCAAAUCUUUAGAGACUUUCAGAGCCGGACAGUCUGGAUUCCUGCCAGCUAUUCAAUCUCUACUACCCUCUGGAUCCUUGUGGAGCGCGUAUCGAGCCAGUUCUCGAUGCUCAGUUGGCAUGUCUGGCCCCGUACAACGUGCCAAAGUAAGCCUACUCUCUAUGAUUUCUAGUUUAUUUUUCCUGCUCACUUCAGAUAUCAACGGUACCCUCUGGGCGACGGAAAGUCUCAGAAAUUCGACUCAACCAUCGACACGUCACAAAUGUGGGGCAGCAAACGAGUAGACAACCUUCUCUACUGCCCGAAUUCGAUGGUCGCCCUUCCGUCCUCGGCUCUUCCCAACAUCCUUCACGCUUCUUAUUGGGAGUCUUGUGACGUGGCAUCAUUUCUUCUUCGUCAGUUUGUGCGCGGAGAAGAGAGUGUGCUCACGACGCUCUCUUCGAGUAUGAACAACAUCCCACUCAACAUAGAUCUGCCGCCAAUGCACUGGAAAAGGAAACGGACGAGGUUCAAGAUUGCGAACCUUUCGGCCAACCAUCGUGCCAAUGACAUCCUCGUCACCGCCGGAAUGGAUCUCACCGUCGUCGCCAAAUUCUGCUACGGACCCAUGGACCUGGUGGCUCUUUCGCGUGAGCCGGUCUCUGUUUUCGUGUGCCCGCAAAGAGGAGAUUGGUACUUGCACGGCGUUUUCGACACUGACUCCCACGGCCGGCUGACUGUCCAGCUGGCAAAGACCUUGCCAUGUGGCAUCCACUCCAUCAAGAUCGUUGUCCACGGAGACCGUUCCUACCUCGACGCCUUCGUGGCCAUCGUGCCGCACUCCACGAAAUGCGUCGUCUUCUCUGUCGACGGCUCUCUAACCGCUUCGGUCUCCGUGACCGGAAAGGAUCCGCGCGUGCGUCCCGGAGCGGUCGACGUCGUCCGAUACUGGCAAGAGCAGGGAUACCUUAUCAUCUACCUGACCGCCCGUCCCGAUAUGCAACAGAGAGUCGUCUCCGCGUGGCUCGCCCAGCACAACUUCCCCCACGCGCUGCUCUUCUUCAACAACUCGUUCUCGACGGAGCCGUUGAAACAAAAGUCGCUGCAUUUGAGGCACAUCGUCGAUAUGGGUGUGCAAAUUCACGUGGCGUACGGCAGCGGCAAAGACGUCUCGGUGUACACGUCGGCGGGGGUGGAUCCGGAGCACGUGAUCUCGGUGGCUGGCUCCAGGAGGAGGAAUUGCGUUCAGAUUGGUAAGAAGCAAAUGGAAAAUGGUAAUGUUUGAGUCGAGUUUGUUCCAGAAAGCUAUUCCUCUCACUUGGCGGCCCUGAGCUCCGGGAAUUGCCCACUGGGCCAGCGAAUCGAGGACGAUGGAAUGAGCCUUCAGUUGCACAGGUACUGUGGAUUACUGUAGUCACGGCCGGACAUGUUUCAACUUUCAGAAACGUCCAGAGAACGCCUUCGUUCACGCCACGAGGCGGGAAGUUCGAGAACGAAAAAGAGGCGGCGCGUCGGUAG